GGAGGCUUGCGGCUCCCGUACCUUGGCGGCUAAAGCGGCUCUCUCCGGAGCCUGCGGAAGGCCGGGCUUCCUGGAGCCGCUCGGUGUGGCGUCCGUGCCGGCCCUUAGCCUCCGCGCCCUCGGGCUAGGGGGUCUCUGCGGCUGGACUCCCUCGGCACCACGCUUGACGCCGGGGAUCCCGGGAAGCUCUCCCGGAUGGGCUACUUCCUCUGAGUUCUAGCUACCUAUCCUCCGGCCUCAGCGCCCAGGCGAGGCUGCCCACCGGCCUUUUCGUGUCCCGAUCUCCCUGGUCCUGCGCCUUGGAUUGGUUGCGGGGUUCAGCCGUCAGAUCCUGGUCUGUGAGUCCUUGUUUAGGACCUGGGCCUUUCUUCUGGAUUGUGGCUCAGAGUUCAUUGGUGCCUGGCGAUAGAGUAUAUACUCUCCUGAUAAUUGUUGAUGGGAUGGUUUUGUACUUUGACUAGUGAUGAAAUGUCAGACAGAUACACCCUUAGACAUAAUGUGAUGUCCGUGGUGGCUUUCUUUUUUGUGAGACCAUCUUAACUUUGUGGCUCUGGCUGUCCUGAAAUUCUCAAGAGAUCCUGUCUCAAAGACUGGCAACGCCACCCUGUUCCCCACCACUUGAUUAGUGGUGUGAGCAUAUGUGAGUGAAUGGUGGUGGUGGGGUUCCUGGGGUCAUAUUCAGGUUGUCAGGCUAGUGUGACAAGAGCUGCUUUCCCCCACUGAGCCAUCUCACUUCUGCAGAAUUGUCCCUUUAAUGUCCCUCCUAGAAAUUUUGCAUCAACCUUUCACUUUGUUCUCGUUCUUUUAAACUACAUACUUAUUAUAUACUUUUGUUUUGUUUUGUUUUUAGAGACAGGGUUUGUCUGUGUAGCCCUGGCUGUCCUGGAACUCACUUUGUAGACCAGGCUAGCCUUAAACUCAGAAAUCCGCCUGCCUCUGCCUCCCGAGUGCUGGGAUUAAAGGCGUGCACCACCACGCCCAGCUUAUUAUAUUCUUAAAAAUGUUUAGUAAAGUAUAGACACUGGAGUGUAAACAGGGCUCCUUCAGUCAAAUGGAAUCUACAUUUUAACGUUAAAGGAGUAGUGGGAUCUAGUAUUGUGUGGGCAAAGCAAAGACAAAUUAUGGUAUUGAAUGCCUGACGGAAAAUUUAACGUAAUCCAGUAAGGAGUAGAAUGCUUCAGGGUCAUGUAGGCUAUAUGAAAUAAGAAUAUGAACUUUGGGCUCAGCUUCAGCUUAUCUAUAAAUGAGGUUUAAAUGAUGCCUGCCUCAUAGUGUUACUAAUAACAUGAUGCAAAUAAAAUGCUUAAUAUGAGGCUAGAGGUGGCUCAGUAAAGUACUUGCUUCACAAACCUCGGGAGGCCCUUGGUUUGAUCUGCAGAGCCCACAUUAAAAAAGCAAAGAGUCCAAUGGCUGGGAGUGGUGGCACAGGCAUUUAAUCCUAGCAUUUGAAAAGCAGAGAUGGAUGGGUCAAGGCCAGCGUGGUCUACAUAGCUUGCUUCAAGGCAGCCAGAGAGACCCCAUCUUGUAAAAAGGCCCAUGAAUGUUUGUGAUCCUGUUGGGAAGUAGAGACAGGAGUCUCCUCGGAGCUCACUGGUCAGCCUACUCAGUGAGCUCCAGGGCAAGGAGAGACUCUAUCAAAAGCAAACAAAGCCCUCAGAUGGUUGAUUCUUGAGGAACCAUGGGUCCCUUCCAGUUGACUUCCAAACACACACACACACACACACACACACACACACACACACACACACACACAGAGUGUUUACCAUGGCUGAGUGUGGUGGCUCAAACUUGUAAUUUCAGCUACUUGGGAGUCUGAGGCAGGAGGAUUGCAGCACAGUAGACAGACCUCAGAGUAAGUUUAAGGCCCACCUGGGUCAAUUAGGGAAACCCUGUCCCAAAUACUAUUUAUAAGGUCCUAGAUUCCGUCCUCAGUACCAAAAAUAACCAAAACAAGAACAAAAUAGUAUUUUUGUGAGGGCUUUUUAAAAAACUUGAUCAUUUUUUUUUCUUUCCCAUGCAAUGGUGUUUUUCACGAACAAAAGUCUGUGUGAGAAUAUUGGAUCCUCUGGAGUUGGAAUUACAGACAGUUGUAAGCUACUAUAUGGGAGCUGGGAACUGAACCCACAUUCUCUGGAAGAGCAGCCAGAGCUCUUAACCACUGAGUCAUAUCUCCAGCCCCUUGAGAUUUAUUUUUACUUUAAUGUGUAUGGGUGUUUUACCUGUAUGGAGGUCACAUAACAUGCCUGCAGUGCUCUCAGGGCAGAAAAAUGUGUUUCAUCUCCUGGAGCUGGUGUUAUAGAUGGUUGUAGCAGCCAUAUGGUUGUUGGCAGUCUAACCUAGAUCCCUUAGAAGAGUUGUCUGGGCUCCUAACCAGAGCCUUCUCUCCAUCUCCAUUCAACAAAAUAGUGCUAUAUAUACAGUAAGUGUGAUAUUCCAAACAAAAAGUUUUGUUAUCCCCAAUUUGGCCAAGACCUCACAUGCGGUAGGCGGUAGGCAGUGGGAUCUGGGAUUUAACUUUGGUGCCUUUCUUUGAAACUGAGCAUUGUUCUGUCUCCCAUGGGAAUAUGCUCAGAAGCUAUAUGAGAAAAUGUCUGUUAACAUCCUUAGCUUAGUGCUUGGCCCACGCUCAGUAUUAUUCUCUCUUUCCAGGAAGCCAGACAGCCUGUAGAGCUUGAGAAACUGCUGGUCCAUCCCUACUGAAAAACAAAACAAACCCAAAAACUCGAGAUACCGAAAAAUACCUGCUGGCUCUCAGUGGGCUGCUCGCCUGCGUCUGCCUCCAGCAGCCCUGGAAUACAGUCUUACAACUCUGGAUUUCUUCCUCUUCCUCUAAGGUAAAGGCCAUGUCGCCUCCUGGAAAAGUUCCCCGGAAGGAGAACCUGGGGCUCCAGUGUGAGUGGGGGUCCUGCUCCUUUGUGUGCUCGGCCAUGGAGGAGUUCUUCGACCAUGUCACUCAGCACCUGCAGCAGCACAUGCAUGGCUCUAAGGAAGAAGAGGAAGAGGACCCACUUGAGGAAGAAUUCUCCUGCUUGUGGCAGGAAUGUGGCUUUUGCUCUCUGGACAGUUCUGCCGACCUCAUCCGCCAUGUCUACUUCCACUGCUACCACACCAAGCUAAAACAGUGGGGGCUGCAAGCCUUACAAAGCCAGGCUGACCUCAGCCCCUGCAUCCUGGACUUUCAGAGCCGGAACGUCAUCCCUGACACCCCUGACCAUUUCCUGUGCCUGUGGGAACAUUGCGAGUCCUCACCCCAAGUUGCCCCGGCACAGAGUGUCUUCGACAAUCCUGAGUGGUUCUAUCGGCAUGUGGAUGCGCACAGCCUGUGCUGUGAAUACCAAGCUGUCAGCAAGGACAACCAUGUGGUGCAGUGUGGCUGGAAAGGCUGUACCUGUACCUUCAAGGACCGGUGUAAGCUUCGAGAACACCUCCGCAGCCACACCCAGGAGAAGGUGGUGGCCUGUCCCACCUGUGGGGGCAUGUUUGCCAACAACACCAAGUUCUUAGAUCACAUCCGUCGCCAGACCUCAUUGGAUCAGCAGCGAUUCCAGUGUUCCCACUGUUCCAAGAGAUUUGCCACAGAGAGGCUCUUGCGUGACCACAUGCGGAACCAUGUGAAUCACUAUAAAUGCCCUUUGUGUGACAUGACCUGCCCACUGCCUUCUUCCCUCCGGAAUCACAUGCGCUUUCGACACAGUGAGGACCGACCCUAUAAAUGUGACUGUUGUGACUACAGCUGUAAGAAUUUGAUUGACCUCCGGAAGCACCUAGACACCCACAGCAAGGAGUCAGCCUACAGGUGUGACUUUGAGAACUGCAAUUUCAGUGCGAGGUCACUCAGCUCUGUCAAGUCCCAUCACCGCAAAGUGCAUGAAGGAGACUCAGAGCCAAGGUACAAAUGUCAUGUCUGUGACAAAUGCUUCACACGUGGCAACAACCUCACUGUGCACCUUCGCAAGAAGCACCAGUUCAAGUGGCCCUCAGGACACCCUCGCUUUCGGUACAAGGAACAUGAAGAUGGCUACAUGCGACUGCAGCUAGUUCGGUAUGAGAGUGUGGAGCUGACACAGCAGUUGCUGCAGCAGUUACAAGAAGGAUCAGAUCCGGGAUUGGCACUGAAUGAGAGCAGCCUGCAGGGCAUUGUUCUGGAAACAGUGCUAGGGGGGCCAGGACCUGAGGAAGAGACAGAAGAGGAAGGUAGGGUUGUUGAGGGAACAGCUCUCUCAGCUUCUCAGGACAACCCCAGCUCAGCCAUUCAUAUGGUCAGUCAGACAGACACCCAAGGCCAGCGAGACAUUGUCUACUGUGUACUGUCUGAAGGCCCAGGAGAGCCCCCGCCAGUCUCCGAAACCCUCAAGAGAGAUGGAAAAGCUCGAGGAACCUGAGGAGCCGGGGUCCAGGUGGGCUGAGGCUGCAGAGUCUGGCCGGUCCUGCUCCACAUCUUGAAGUUUGAGCUGGGCAGGAAGCGGUGCCCCAGGGGUCAGCCUUUGUUCUUGGAUGCCUUUAGAAGUGGUGCUGAGAACAGUGUGUUCCCCUCUGACUCAGAAGGCAUCAUUCUAUAGACUCUGGGGAGUUGGAUUCAUUGAGGAAAUCCUACAUGUAUGUUCUUAUUAGAGGAGCUGUUACCAGGUUUAAGUGUACUCCCUUGGCAUGCUAGACAGUAAGUAUUUAGUCUACAUCCAUUCCAAUUUCCAGGGAUCCAUCGAUCCAUUGACCCAGGGAUGAGGGACUGUUCUUUCCAAGGGCUGUUUCCUCACUGUUAGUUACGCAUUGAGAACCAGGUGCCAUUUCUCUCAAGGUUUCCUUUUACAUUCCAGGGACACUUGUUAUCUUCAGGGACACGAUUAUAGAUACUGUGUAUGUGUGGCAGUUGUCUUUUGGGGAAUAAAAGAAACACUUGGGCUGUUACUUAUUUCUUAAGUUUGAUGGCAGUUAGCCAAGUAACAGAUACAGCUGCUUAGAAGUAGAGCUGAAUAAUUAGACUUCUCCCUUUAGUGCUCAGGACGGUUCCUUUAACUGUGGUGUACCCAUUUAGAGGAGGAGUCCACUUCCUCCAGAGCAUCUUCCACUUCUGUGGAAGGAAGCUCCAUGGACUUCACCAUGAAUGAGUGCUAGCAGUGUUACAAGGUUAAUACAAAUGGCUCCUGGACAGUACCCUCCGUUCUAAUUAGAACCCUGUGCCUCUGUGGUAGGUUGGGGUGUGGGACUGCAAAGGAAACAGAAAUGGAGGUAGGUCAGGAAGUGACCCUAGAGAAUGCCAAAUACUCAAGGGCCAGGAAUCAAGCUAGAAAAUCUAUACAGUUUCCUACAGAGUGGAUCUAUUUUGAUAAGCUUAUGUCACAUAUAUGAUCAUGUGUGUGUGUGUGUGUGUUUUGCCUUUAUGUAUGUAAGUAUAUCAUAGUCAAGCAGUGUCCAUGCAGGUAAAAAGGGUGACCAAUCCUCUGGAACUGAAGUUAAAGACAGGUGGGUGCUGGAAACUGAAUGUGGUUCUCUGCAAGAGCAACAAGUGCUCUCGCCUGCUUAGCCAUCUCUCCAGCCUCUUUUGUUGUAUUCUUGAAGUUGAAAUUCCUCAAAAGAAUUAACUCUUUUUUUUUCUUUAUUUUUAAAGAUUUUAUUUAUUUUGUUUAUGAGUAUACUGUCACUGUUCUCAGACACAAAGAGGACAUCAGAUUCCCAUUGCUGUGGUUGUGAGCCACCAUGUGGUUGCUGGGAAUUGAACUGAGGACCUCUGGAAGAACAGUUAGUGCUCUUAACCACUGAGCCAUCUCUCCAGCCCCCACCCCACCCUUUUUUUUCCCCAAUUGAAAAACAUUAGACAUAGUGGCACUUACCUUUAAUCCUGACACUUAAGGAGACAGAGGCGGGCAUUGGAGGUUAAGGCCAGUCUGGUCUACAGAGUGAGUUCUAGAAUAGCCAGGGCUACAUGGAGAAAUCCUGUCUCAAAAAAACUUAAAAAAAAAAAGUGUAGUAUAUGUGUGAGUGUCUGUCCCUGGGUACAUGGUAUGUGCACUCUCACCUGUUUUCUCGACUAACCAGUGAGCUCUGGGGAUUUGCCUUUCUCUGCCCCUGAUACCAUGCUGGGUAGAGCUUUUACCUAAGUGUUGGGUGUCUGGGCUCAGAUCCUUGUGUUUGUAGAGCAAGCACUUACUGACCGAGCCAUCCCCAUGCAUAUUGCCCUUUUGUUGGCUCUCUUAGUCCGUGUAAAGGGAGUAUUCUUGGGGACCUUAGAUCCUUAGAUAGCUGCAUAGAAGGAUUUCUGAACUUUAGCAUCUUCAGGACGAAGCCUUCCUAAACUGUCCAGGAACUGUGUCUGCUUCACCACCACCAGCACCACCUGUGUGAGGCAGGAUCUCCCUGAGCUCGUUUGACUUGGGUCUUCUGUCUUGUGCUUUGUAAACAAGGCCCUGGCUUUCCUUCCCAGCUUUGCUAAAAAGAAAACGAAAAGGAGCUAGAUGGUGGUGGUGCACCCUUUUAAUCCCAGCACUUAAAAGACAUCCAUGUAGAUCUCUAUGAGUUCAAGGAUAGCCUGGUCUAUUGAGAGAGUUCCAGGAUAGCCAGGGCUACACAGAAAUCCUGUCUUGGGGUGAGAGUAGGGGAUGAUGAGGACUGUUUUUUUUUCUUUUAAAUUUUGCUUUGAGAGGCAGGCUUCAGAUCUUUUGGUUCUCUUCUCUAACCCGCUUCCUGGCUGCUGGGAUUACAAGUAUGUACCACCAUACUCAGCUCCUGAUUUCUUACUGCAAAAACUGCCUAUUACAGAAGUGUAGUGGUACACACCUAAUACCAGCAUUCAGGAGAGUCCAGCAGAUCCCUUGAAUUGGAGGCAAGUCUGGUCUAUGUUCCAGGACAUUCAGGGCUAUGCAGAGAGAGCCUGUCUCAGAAAUAGAUGGCCUUUGUAAAGAAAAAACAAAAGGCUAUAUCAAUUUCUAUUGAGUCUUUGCUAUAGCUUAGGCAGAUUACGUGUAGAAGUUCGGGAAGACUGCAGGAAGAGGCUUCCUCCUAAGCAGUAACACAAAGAAGGCAGCCCUAGAAGGAUUGCAGUGUUUGAAGGGUUUGGUGCGAUGGGGAUACCAGGGAACCCAGGAGUUGGGAACUAGUGUGGCUGCUUCUCAGAAGAGCACUCAAAUAUGAAAUGAAUGAAUAAACUGCUCAGGACUGGAAUAAAUGAAGAGCAUGGUCCUUUCAUGUAGUGUAGCAGGAAGGGGUAAAGAAAUCGUUUCUAGACCAUGCUGGGAAUUGAACUCAGGUCCUCUGGAGGCAAAACGGAUGAGCCAAAGGGUGUUACAAGACUUCAAGUUCUACUGAGGGAAGGUAGAUAAAGAAAGAGACUUUGGUUAAGACCAGCCCUAUAGUAUUUACCUAACAAAGGCAUAAGUUCAGUUUCCAGUUGUGACAGUUAAUUUGCCAACUUGACGUAAUCUAGAGUCACCUGCAAAGAGAGUCUCAUUGAGGGACUGUCUAGAUCUCGCUGACCCAUUGUGAGCAUGUCUGUGUGGGAUUAUCUUGAUUGUGUUGAGGUAAGAAGAUCCACCCACUGUGGGUGGCACUAUUUUCUGGGCAGGCAGAUCCUUAGUGUAGAGACAGCUGAACACUGGCAGGCAUGUGUGUAUUUGUUCUCUGCUCUUGACUGUGAUAUGUGUCAAGUUCCUGACACCUUGACUCCCCAGUAGUCUGUAACUUUGGAAUUACGAGCAUAAUAACCCUUUGUCCCUUAAAGUGCUUUUAGCAGGAUAUUUGUCACAGCAACAGAAAAUGAAACUAAUACACAGUAACAUGUGUGGACUGGAGAGGUGACACAGUGGUUAAGAGCACUUGCUGUUCUUCCAGAGGAUUCAGGUUCAGGUAUGAGUACCCACAGGUAGCUCAAGGCCAUCUAUAACUCCCAGUUCCAGGAGAUCUGAUGCCCUCUGCUGGCCUCUGUGAGCAUGAAACGUGCAUGUGGUACACAGACAUACAUGCAGGCAAAACACUCAUCCACAUAAGUAAUCCUAAAAGACAAAAAGGCUUUGGUAGAGAACUUGGCAUUCACUUCCUAUCAAAGGAACUAUCAUGUAACAGGAGAGAAAGACGCGGCUCUAGGGGCCAUGAAUGUAGCUCAAUGGUAGAACACUUGUUUAAAUGCUUGAUUAAAUUAUUUUAUGUCAGACUUGAGUGUGGUGGUGCCUUUAAUCCCAGUAGAGCUCUGACUGGUCUACACAGUAAAUUCCAGGACAGUCAGGGCUACACAGAGAUACCCAGUCUCAAACAACUAACAUUAUUUUAUAUUCUAUGUUAGUCUCUUUCGCUAUAACAAAAACAAAGAAACCUAUGAGGUAUACAAGGCAAAAAGAAUUUAUUUUGGCUUUUUUUUUUUUAAAGAGGUUUCAGGCCAUGCCUAUAGUUGUUUCUGGGCCUACAAUGAGAAAUCGUGGGGGGAGAAUGUGGGGGACGGGAACUGCUCAGCUGUGGUGGCUAGGGAAUAGGAGGACAGGGACAAGAUACUCUUUAAAAGCAAGACUCUCGCCAGGGCAGUGGUGGUGCAUACCUUUAAUCCCAGCACUCGGGAGGUAGAGGCAGGUGGAUUUCUGAGUUCGAGGCCAACCUGGUCUACAGAGUGAGUUCCAGGACAGCCAAGGGUACACAGAGAAAUCCUGUCUCAAAAAAACAAAAGCAAGAAAGACUCUCUGAAGAUCAUCAUGCCAGAGUUCAGAACGGUUACCACUUACUUGCCUGUGUUUGGGAGCCAAGAAAGAGAGGAUGAACUUUGCUGCUGUACUGUAGAAGCGAGGAAGCUCUCUCCUUUUUGAGCACCCCCUUUCCAUCCCGAGCAGCACCUCCCAAAUGUCCAGCAGAGACUCUUCUUCUUGACAGACUUACAGGUUUAGAGUUGAGCCAGUUGGUGGGCAAGAGAGAUCACACUGGACAAAGACUCGGGGUGCUGGGAACAACUGGACCAGUUCCCAAAUCUCCAGUCUAAAUCCUUUUUGGAUCCCACAGGACCCCACCACACUCCUUUCCCCCCCAUAAAGCUUAUCAACUACUCACACAAAUCCUUGUCCAGAGCAGCCUGUUGCUUAGAUUAUCGCCUAGCACUAAGCUGAGAUGAGAAUUAUCAACCGUUGCAUGUCUGGCCAUAGGAAAUCUUCCGUGGAAAUAAACUGCUUGGAUGGAGGUAGUGGGAAGGGCUAGGUAGGAAUGGGAGGAUUCUCUCGGGGAACAAAAAAGAUAAAUCUUAGGGAAUAGGCAGAUAUGUAUUUGGAGAAGCGGGGGAGAUCUGGACAUUAAGAAAAGUCUGUCACAAGAUGACUUAGAAGAUGAGGUCUAUACUAAGCAAAGACCCACUCUAGAUACUAAGUCAGAAACCUUAGGAGUGGAACCCAGCACAUAAGUCUUUAGCCUUUCAGAGGAUUUGGGGUGAACACUAAAGUGUGACAACCACUGUUGGUAAGGUACAAGGUCUAUCUAGGAUAAGUGUGGCUUCUCCUUUGCCAAGAAGUGGGGUAUCGUUCUGGAGAAAGAAAAUGAUCCUGAAUCAUGGGCAGCAUUUCCCCCUCCCCGUGCUGGCACCCCUACCCCCAGGGCUGCAUGGUCUCUGAGAAUCACAAGGCUACCCUUGACCUCAAGGUCCUCCUCAUUCAGUGCCAGGACUAUGACAUGUGCCUCCAUGCCCGACCAGUUAUGCUGUGCGUUUGCCAUCUCCAUGUUCCUGAUGAGGCGAAGAGAUGAGGAACCUGCUCAAGAGAAGACUCCGUGGGGUUGAGGUGGUGGGGGUGGGGAGAGGUCAGCAGGCACAGUGUGCAAUAGUAAAAGCUUUCGUGUGCGGUGCUGAGGGUUGAACCACUGAGUUGUACCCUCAGCCCUGGGAAAACCAUUUCUGAUGUGUUAUAACGGUGGGCUAACUGUGGGUGCCAGUGAUUGGAUACUUCAAAAAAGCUAGUAGGUUGGAUAUAUCCAACAGAAAGAAGUGAUAAAUAUGUGAGAAGAUAAUAUAUACUAUUACUCAAGUGUGAGGGUUUCAAUAAGAAUUAUGCCCCCCUCAUAUAUUUGAAUGCUUAGUCACCAGGAAGUGGCACUGUUUAAGAAGGAUUAGGAGGUGUGGCCUUGUUGAAAGAGGAAUGUCACUGGGGAUGGUCUUGGAGGUUUCAAAAAGCUCAUAGGAGACCCAGAGUGAUGUGAUGGUGGAGAUCUCUCUCUCUCUUGCUCUCUCGCUCUCUCGCUCUCUCGCUCUCUCUCUCUGGUUGUGGAUCAGGAUGUAUCUCUCAGCACUUCUCCAGCACCACACCUGCCUGCUUCCUUCCCCCCUCCCAACACCCGUGCCCUCUGCUGUGAUGAUAAUGGACUAAGCCUCUGAAACUGUAAGGAAGUCCCUAAUUAAAUGCUUUCUUUUAUAAGA
Messenger RNA from Mus musculus (house mouse), 10366 nucleotides. RefSeq names its product histone H4 transcription factor (gene Hinfp). NCBI's taxonomy places the organism in Eukaryota, Metazoa, Chordata, Mammalia, Rodentia, Muridae. Gene Ontology annotation, biological process: establishment of protein localization; cell cycle G1/S phase transition; positive regulation of transcription by RNA polymerase II. Gene Ontology annotation, molecular function: DNA-binding transcription factor activity; enzyme binding; DNA binding. Gene Ontology annotation, cellular component: nucleus; Cajal body; nucleoplasm. The coding region runs from base 2844 to 4382 and encodes 512 amino acids. The transcript is spliced from 10 exons. The record is from RefSeq and is a predicted model, not a curated record.